Messenger RNA from Hippopotamus amphibius kiboko, 2029 nucleotides. It is a transcript of the gene ODAD3, whose product is annotated as outer dynein arm docking complex subunit 3. Gene Ontology annotation, biological process: cilium movement; outer dynein arm assembly. The coding region runs from base 1 to 1788 and encodes 595 amino acids. Lineage: Eukaryota; Metazoa; Chordata; Mammalia; Artiodactyla; Hippopotamidae. The transcript is spliced from 13 exons. The record is from RefSeq and is a predicted model, not a curated record. Gene Ontology annotation, cellular component: cilium.
AUGACGUCUCCCCUGUGCUGGGCGGCCGCCGCCAGCGCCAUGCCUUCUCAGGACCAUAUUUCAUCCCCCUCGAAAGCCAAGAGCAGUCAGGCUCAGAUUAAGCCCUUCCACCCUGGAGGCAAGGGCUCGGAGCAGGCCUGGCACUCCCUCCAUUCCAAGGUGGGAACCUUCCACGCCAGCGAGGGGAAGUCCACUGUGCACACGCAGGUGGCUGAGUUACAAAGGAAGAUACAACUGUUAGAGGGUGAUCGGAAGGCCUUUUAUGAGAGCACCCAGUGGAACAUCAAGAAGAAUCAGGAGACCAUCAGCCAGCUCCACGAAGAGACCAGGGUGCUGCAACUACAGUUGACGGACCUGCUGCAGGGAGAUGAGAAGGUGGUCCAGGCAGUGAUUCAGGAAUGGAAAUCAGAGAAGCCAUACCUAAAGAACAGGACAGGCCAGGCCCUGGAGCACCUGGACCACCGGCUGAAUGAGAAGGUGAAGCAGCUGAAUGCUCUUCGGUACCAUCUGGGGCUUCGGCAGAAGUGGCUGGAGGAGCUCCAGCUGCAGCACAGUCUGCGUGAGUUGGAGAUGGCAGAGGCGAAAGAUAGCAACACAGAAGUGGCCAAGACCAUGCGGAACCUAGAGAACCGCCUGGAGAAGGCCCGGAUGAAGGCGCAGGAGGCAGAACACAUCACCAGUGUGUACCUACAGCUCAAGGCCUAUCUGCAGGAGGAGAGCCUUCACUUGGAGAACCGGCUGGACUUCAUGGAGGCUGAGGUGGUGAGGACGAAACACGAGCUGGAGGAACUGAACCUAGUGAAUCAGGAGGCGCUCAACGCCAGGGACAUUGCCAAGAACCAGCUGCAGUAUCUGGAAGAGACCGUGUUCCGAGAGCGCAAGAAGCGCGAACGCUAUCUAACUGAGUGCAAGAAGCGCGCAGAAGAGAGGAAACUGCAGAACGAACGCAUGGAGCGCAAGACCCAGCGUGAGCACGUGCUGCUGCAGUCCAACGACACGCUCCAGGACAGCACGCGCUCCAAAGAGGAGGAGCUGCGGCAGCGCUGGAACAUGUACCAGAUGGAGGUGCUCUUCGGCAAGGUCAAGGACGCCACUGGCGUGGCGGAAACACACGCGGUGGUGCGGCGGUUCCUGGCGCAGGGCGACACCUUCGCGCAAUUGGAGACGCUCAAGAGCGAGAACGAGCAGACGCUGCUGAGGCUGAAGCAAGAGAAGCAACGGCUGCAGCGGGAGCUCGAAGACCUCAAGUACUCAGGGGAGGCCACGCUGGUGAGCGAGCAGAAGCUGCAAGUCGAGCUGCAGGGGCGCAUCAAGGCGGAGGAGGAGCGGCGCACUGACGCACAGGAGCGGCUGGAGCGCACCAUGCGGGCGAUGCAAACCACCAAAGAGGGCCUGGAACACCUGGCUGGCAAACUGAACCACAUCAUAGUGGCCGGCCGCUCCGCCGGAAAGGAGCUGGAUCCCAAGGCAGGUGACUAUCUGCCCAACCUGCUGAGCCUCGUGGAGGAAAAGCUGUUGAAGCUACAGGCGCAACUCCAGAACCACAACGUGCCAGAGAUGCUGCGCCACAUGGCCGACCGCGAGUUCUACUCCACCCUAGAGGGAAAGCUGCCGACGUACAACACCCGCAUCACCCUGCCUGUUGCCGGUCACAAGGACAAGUUCUUCGACGAAGAGGAGAGUGAGGACGAAGACAACGACGUGGUGACCCGCGCGGCGCUCAAACUGCUUUCCCAGAAGUUAAUCGAAUCCCGCAGCAAGAGGCGCGGUCGUUCGCGGAGGUCCUAGACUCGCCCUCGCGCCCACCUGGCGUUUCCGGGCCCCUGCGGAGCCCCCAAACCCCUCUGGGCCCAGUUACGGGUCCACGGGGCCCAUUCAAGGGCUGAACGAAGCCCGGAGAAGGGAGCAGAGCGAGCGGGCGAUGCCCGGAGUAGAGAAGGGGCUGGGCCGCCGGACGUUCCCACAGUAAAUCUCCCCAGGCUGGUCCGCGCCUGCCUCAGAAUCGCGCAAUAAAGGUCAGCCACCAGCC